AUGGCCACCUUCUUGAGGACCGCCAGUCGCUCGCGACCUUUCUUGUCCAGCCCAAUUGCUCGCUCAGCUUCAAGGCUAUCUCCCAUCGCUGUCCGCAAGCAACAUGCCGCUGCUGCUGCUGUUAGCGACAAUGGAGAGCAACCCUUCUUCCCCGACGAGCCCACCGGCCCCAUUGUCAAGACCGCAAUCCCAGGCCCAAAGAGCCAAAAAGCCAUUGAAAGGCUGAGCAAAGUCUUCGACACCCGAAGCUUGAACAUGAUGACCGACUACCAAAAGAGCUAUGGCAACUACAUCGCCGACCCAGAUGGCAAUGUCCUUCUCGACGUUUAUGCUCAGAUUGCUUCCAUUCCCGUGGGAUACAAUAACCCCACCCUCCUCCUCGCCGCUACUUCCCCCGAGAUGGCUUCUGCCAUCAUCAACCGUCCUGCACUGGGCAACUUCCCCCAGCACGACUGGGCCGACAUUCUUGAGACUGGUAUCUUGGCCGCGGCCCCCAAGGGGUUGGACCAGGUCUUCACCGGUACUACUGGUUCAGACGCAAACGAGCUAGCCUACAAGGCUGCCUUCAUGUGGAAGAGACAGCAAGAGCGUGGUGGCUACCACGUUGACUUCACCGAACACGAGAUUAACUCCUCUAUGGUCAAUCAGUCUCCAGGCGCUCCUGAACUUUCUAUCCUCUCCUUCUCUUCUGGUUUCCACGGACGUCUAUUUGGCAGUCUGUCCACAACUCGAUCCAAGCCCAUCCACAAGCUCGAUAUUCCCGCCUUCGACUGGCCCCGCGCUCCUUUCCCUUCGUGCAAGUACCCACUCGAUGAGUACGCCGCUGAGAACGCCGCCGAGGAGCAGCGCUGCCUUGAUGAGACCGAGCGUCUGAUCAAGGAGUGGCACAACCCACCCGCAGCCGUCGUUGUGGAGCCCAUCCAGUCCGAGGGUGGCGACAACCACGCCUCUCCCAACUUCUUCCGCGGUCUUCGCGAGCUCACUAAGAAGCACAACAUCCUCUUCAUUGUCGAUGAGGUGCAGACUGGUCUCGGCGCCACUGGAAAGCUUUGGGCUCACGAGCACUGGGGUCUUUCAUCCCCACCAGACAUGGUGACCUUCUCCAAGAAGGCCCAGGCUGCUGGAUACUACUACAGCAACACCGAGCUCCGACCCAACAAGCCGUACCGUCAGUUCAACACCUGGAUGGGUGACCCCGCGCGUGCUCUUCUCUUCCGUGCCAUCAUCAAGGAGGUCGAGCGUCUCAACCUCGUCGAGAACACUGCUGCCACUGGAGACUACCUCUACGACGGUCUCAGGAGCCUCGCCCAGAAGUACCCCAACGAGAUCAAGAACCUCAGGGGCAAGGGACAAGGCACAUUCAUCGCUUGGGACAGCCCACGACGAGACGAGGUUCUCAAGAAGGGCAAGACCGUCGGCAUCAACAUCGGUGGAAGCGGCGAGGCUGCCGUCCGUCUCAGGCCAAUGUUGAUCUUCCAGAAGCAUCACGCCAACAUUCUUCUUGAGAAGCUCGAGGCUAUCUUCAAGUCUUAA
Messenger RNA from Aaosphaeria arxii CBS 175.79, 1533 nucleotides. RefSeq names its product 4-aminobutyrate aminotransferase. Gene Ontology annotation, biological process: GABA catabolic process. The transcript has 2 exons. The record is from RefSeq and is a predicted model, not a curated record. Gene Ontology annotation, molecular function: pyridoxal phosphate binding. NCBI's taxonomy places the organism in Eukaryota, Fungi, Ascomycota, Dothideomycetes, Pleosporales. Gene Ontology annotation, cellular component: mitochondrion. Bases 1 to 1533 code for a protein of 510 amino acids.